AUAAUGUAAUAUAAGAGAUGAAGAGGAGAGUUUGAAAAGUUCUAGAUCAAUCGUUUUCCGAUGGAAGAGGCGAAAGCAGCGGGUGCGGGUCAGCAGCAGCAACAAAUUCAACAGCAGCAGCAUCAGCAUCUCAUGUUACAGCAGCAGCAACAGCAGCAGCAGCAAAUGGUGUUGUUGCAGCAACAAAUUCAACAGCAGCAGAAGAAGCAACAAGCCAUUUCUCGUUUCCCUUCCAACAUCGACGCUCAUUUGCGAUCUGCUUCAUCGUUCCGUACUCCUCCUCCCCCUGGUGCCAAUUCUGCUCAAUCGCUUAUUCCAAUUGGGAACCCUAACCCUAACCCUAGUUCCAAUCUCAAUCCCAACCCGAAUGCUGCUGCUAAUCAUCCUAAUCAGAACGCUGGUUCCUCCCAGCAGCAGCAGCAGCUGAAUCGAACGGCUCCUCCCCCUUCUGCGGAGCUGCAAAUGGCGUAUCAGGAUCUCUGGCGGGUCUGUCAUCCUGAUCACAAACGCCCCUUUUCUUCUCUUGAAGACGCGUGUCACAGGCUGCUACCAUACCAUGUCGUAGCGGACUAUGAAGCAGAGGAAGAUGACAGAAUCCUUGAUUCUGAUACUACAGGUCAGAUGCUGUCUCGCUCCCAGCAGUGGGACCACAAUAUUGCUGCCAAAGUUUCAGAAUUUGUUGGGACUUUUGAGAAACAGGUGUAUGCCUUCAAUAUAAUUACUCGUAAACGUGCUCUUGGGGAAUUUCGAUCAGAGGAAAGAUUGAUGCUCGAGCAAAUCCUCUUACAGGAAGAAAGACGAGCCCUGGUUGAGGCGAGAGCUGAACUGGAUUCGAGGCAGAAGGCAGGUCGGGAGGCUCAUGAGGCUAGUUUAAGAAUGGCAGCCAUGGCUCAUGCGGAGCAAGCUCGUGCAGAGUCACAAGCUCAUGCGGAAAUGAUGGCUCGAGGUCCAAUAAGACCAAAUGCACUUGGGUCCCAAGGGAGUAAUAUUCAAAUUGGUCAUAGCAUGGCUGACCAAGAGCAAGAAGAUAACCCAGAAGAGACGAUCAAUGGCUGGGCAAACAAUGCUCAAAGAGAUGAAAAAGAACCUUCGGAAGACUUUCUAAAUGAUGAAGAGACAGAAAACGGGGAUGGUGGUAUGGGAGAGUUUGAUUUGAACACCAGGUGAGCUAUCUGGACUGGACAGAGACAAUCAUGUAACAGCUGUCUUAUUUCAUAAGACUUAGUUCUAGAGUAAGGGCCAGGAAACAGGCUGAUCUAUAUACAUUGCAAAGACGAUUGGUAGAUCUUUUGGCCUGUGUAGUGGCUGAGCCUAGAAAACUUGCUUCCUGAAUCUUAAUAUGUACUUAUUGUCGUCUGAGAUGCUGAACAUGUUUUAACUUUGGAGUUCAUGUUAAGGAGGUUAAAUAAAACUGUUGAACUUCUAUUAA
Messenger RNA from Daucus carota subsp. sativus, 1429 nucleotides. RefSeq lists its product as uncharacterized. Gene Ontology annotation, biological process: positive regulation of DNA-templated transcription. Gene Ontology annotation, cellular component: SWI/SNF complex. The record is from RefSeq and is a predicted model, not a curated record. Bases 61 to 1167 code for a protein of 368 amino acids. NCBI's taxonomy places the organism in Eukaryota, Viridiplantae, Streptophyta, Magnoliopsida, Apiales, Apiaceae. The transcript is spliced from 2 exons.